Molecule: messenger RNA, 385 nt
Organism: Dissoconium aciculare CBS 342.82
Lineage: Eukaryota; Fungi; Ascomycota; Dothideomycetes; Mycosphaerellales; Dissoconiaceae
Exons: 1
Coding region: 104-304 (66 amino acids)
Source: RefSeq, a predicted model, not a curated record
GUGGAUGAUAUGGUGGACUGGCCAGCCUCCUCGCUCCAGCCGCGGUCGCGUUGCGUAUCGCGUAGCGAAUAGCUAGUGGACUGCGCGACAAGAGAAGAAUACCAUGCAGCUCCUUGCUUAUAGGAGUAUCCUGCGAGGUGAUGUGAUGAGUGUUGCAGCGGACGGGCGUGCGGGAGCAUGCAAAGCAGAAGCGCCAGCGCAUCCAGGCUUGACUCGAGCAAAGUAUUCGUUGGACAGUUCCAGGUCGCACAAGACGAUUGAACUGGGAUCUGUGGACAGUCGGGAAGCCUACGCAUGCAGGUGACCUUGUUUAAUAUAAUGCGUGAUCGGGGCGGGAUGGAGCAAGGUCCCUGUUGAUGAGUAGAGAGAGCAAAGGUGGUGGAAG